CACAUAACAUACCAAUUUCUGAAAUAAUUGCUGAAUUUUACCAAAAUAAUGUUCAUCAUGAUCUCAGCUGUAUGAAUAUAGAAUGCUCUCAUUGCGGUACACUUCAUUGGUUGGAUGAAUAUGUUGUGGCCUCAUCAAAAAUUAAACCAAAGUUUAGAACUUGCUAUAAUCAUAGAAAAGUUAUUCUUCUUUCUCUUCUUGAUCCACCAUCUUAUUUGCGACAUCUUUUUGAAAACAAUGAUGAUCAGUGUAAAGAAUUUCAUAGCAAUAUAUACCAAUACAAUGCGGCACAUGCCUUUACUUCUUUAGGAGUUAAAAUAGAUCAAACUGUUUUUAGUGAUCAGAACAUUGAAACAAGUUACAUGCAACUUUAUAUUUAUGAUCCAGAUAUUGCACAUCAAAUCAGGAUAGGCCAAAACAGAAAUUUAGAUACUCAAUUAAUUGAGACUACUCCUGAAACUGACAUAGCU
This is a messenger RNA of Racocetra persica, 470 nucleotides long. Lineage: Eukaryota; Fungi; Glomeromycota; Glomeromycetes; Diversisporales; Gigasporaceae. The record is from the annotation of a GenBank genome assembly.